AUGAUACCUACACUCGUCAGCACGGCCAAGCCUGGUCCCAGACCUGUUCUAUGGAUCAACGGAUUCCCUGGGACUGGGAAAUUAACGAUAGCCAGAGAACUGGCUCGUAUCCAUAUACCGAGCAUUUUAAUCGACAACCAUCAGCUGAUAGACCCAGUGGCGGCAAAGUUCUCCCGAGACCAUCCUCGAUACCAAAUAGAGCGAAAACUCCGACGAGCAUGGGCGUUUGAGAACUUUGUCUGGGAGCCUACUCGAUUGUUAGAGGCAGUGAUAUUCACAGAUUUCCAGUCAGACAACGAGCUUGGCACAAAAACAGCACAAGAAUACUGCGACGCUGCCCAGAAAGCCGGUCGGCCUUUUAUUCCUGUAUAUUUAUCGUGCGAGGCUGAAACCAACAUCAUAAGAGCCACUAGUGCCGAGCGGCACUCAGGGAACUACAUCAAAAUUGACUUGCCCUGA
Messenger RNA from Trichoderma gamsii, 459 nucleotides. RefSeq lists its product as hypothetical. The transcript is spliced from 2 exons. The coding region runs from base 1 to 459 and encodes 152 amino acids. The record is from RefSeq and is a predicted model, not a curated record. Lineage: Eukaryota; Fungi; Ascomycota; Sordariomycetes; Hypocreales; Hypocreaceae.